AACGAUUUUUACAAUGUCGAUAUUAUUUUCACAUCCCUUCAAUAUGAGUCGGUCACAGAUUACAAAAAAAAUAUUUUAUUCAUUUAAUUUAAUUGUUUGGUGUAAGAUUCCUUAUAUUGUAGUCCCAUGUAUUAUGAUUAAAAUUAAAUAAAAAAUACUGAGUCUAUUUUUUGAGAUGAGAUUGUAGCUAAAACUGCAGUAAUAUCAUAUUACAACAUUAUAUCUAAGGUGUUUUCAAAUAAACAGCCAUGUCUUCUCAACUAAUCGACAGGUUUAAGCAAUUAGAUGCCUAUGCCAAAACUUUAGAAGAUUUCAGAAUUAAGACUGCGACAGGAGCUGCCAUAACUAUAACCGGUGCUCUUACUAUGCUGUUAUUAUUUUUAUCAGAACUUCACACGUACAUGUCGCCUAACAUUUCUGAAGAAUUAUUUGUUGAUACGUCAAGAGGACAUAAAUUACGGAUAAAUUUUGAUAUUGUUGUGCCUACUAUUUCCUGCAAUUAUUUAGUUCUGGAUGCAAUGGAUUCAUCGGGUGAGCAGCAUCUUCAAAUGGACCACAAUAUACAUAAAAGAAGACUGGACUUAGAUGGAAAUCCAAUAGAGGAACCCAAAAAAGAAGAAAUUGCUCUCAGUUCUACCACUGUACAACAAAAUAAUUCAGAAAUUGCAAAGAUUACUUGUGGAAGCUGUUAUGGUGCUGCCUUCAAUGAAUCACAAUGUUGCAAUACUUGUGAAGAUGUAAAAGAAGCAUAUAGGUUACGGAGAUGGGCUUUACCAGAUUUAACAACUAUUGAGCAAUGCAAGGAUGAUGAUUCCAUUGAAAAAACAAAUUCAGCUCUUAAAGAAGGUUGUCAAAUUUAUGGCUACAUGGAAGUAAAUAGAGUGGGUGGUAGUUUCCAUAUUGCUCCAGGCAAGAGUUUUACAAUUAAUCAUGUCCAUGUACAUGAUGUACAACCAUACUCGUCUUCAGUAUUUAAUACUACCCAUGUGAUAAGACAUUUGUCAUUUGGAACAAAUAUUAAAAGUGCUAAUACUGCUCCUCUAGAUGGUGUCACUGGGCUGGCAAAAGAAGGUGCUGUUAUGUUCCAGUACUACUUAAAAAUAGUGCCUACAAUGUAUAUUAAACUGGAUAAGACAGUUCUUUAUACAAAUCAGUUUUCAGUAACAAGACAUCAAAAGUCCGUUUCUGGUAACCAUGCUGAAUCUGGAAUGCCCGGAGCUUUUUUCAGUUACGAACUAUCGCCAUUAAUGGUUAAAUACACUGAGAAGGAAAGGUCUAUUGGACAUUUAGCUACAAAUAUAUGUGCAAUAGUGGGAGGAGUGUUCACAGUAGCUGGUAUUCUUGACACUCUUCUAUAUCAUUCUCUUAAUGCUCUUCAGAACAAAAUUUUACUAGGAAAAACCGGUUAA
Molecule: messenger RNA, 1409 nt
Organism: Achroia grisella
Lineage: Eukaryota; Metazoa; Arthropoda; Insecta; Lepidoptera; Pyralidae
Product: endoplasmic reticulum-Golgi intermediate compartment protein 3
Exons: 8
Coding region: 249-1409 (386 amino acids)
Biological process (GO): endoplasmic reticulum to Golgi vesicle-mediated transport; retrograde vesicle-mediated transport, Golgi to endoplasmic reticulum
Cellular component (GO): COPII-coated ER to Golgi transport vesicle; Golgi membrane; endoplasmic reticulum
Source: RefSeq, a predicted model, not a curated record